AUGAGUACCCUCCGCAGAGGCGCGUCGAGGACAGGAAUGCCGCCGCCGACGUCAGUCUUCACUCAAUUUCGCCGAGGCAGCCCUGACGGGCGAUACGCGCAUCCGCGAAGAAUGCAAAAAACGGUUACUGCCACGAGUGCAGAUGACAACUUUGGCUGGACAGAGCAGAGCUUGUUUGAUGUGUUUCUUGUACUCACCAAAGUUCACGUGACAUCGGAGGAGCUUGAGUAUCGAGACAGACAACAUGGAGUUGCUGAUCCACCGCCCUCAACGAUCGUUCCCCAGCCUCGACCGAAGCUCCCGGUGGUUUGGCCUCUUCCAAAAGCAACGGCUCCGCCGCACCCCUCGAAAAUUAAUGUCGACAACACGGGACCACGCAGACCUAUUGAAGAGGACGGACUAGACCCAACUGAUCGUUCGGUCUCGUCAAGCCUUCCGUCAUCAGCUCGUCGAGGCCGAACCGGUGAGCCAGGUGAUGGCUCUAGACGAGGAGGAAGCAAGCAUUCAGACCGCUCCGACCGCUCUUUGAGGAGCGACCAUACUGACGCAAGCAACAAGAACAAAGACGGCAGCAAGGCUGGGCGCUCUCAGAAGGGCAAUGGAGGAACAGACAAACUCGGAGACAACAAGGGCGACCAGUCUCAUAGGAGCGACGUGUCAGACAAGACUGAUAAGUCGGAGCACGUGGCAAAGAAGGACGAAGCAGAUAUGAGAAAAACAGCAGACUCAGCGGACAAGACGAAGGACGCCGAGAAGAAAAACCCAAUAGGAUCUCCAGACGCACAGGGGCGGCCCAAAGUUCCGCGAGCAAAAGAACGCGACGGAGCGGCUGGUCACAAACGUUCAAAGCCACAGAAGUACAAAGUCUCCUGUAAAGUCGGAAGAUCCAAAGCCCAGAAUAUACCAUUAAAGAAUAAUGGCGAUGCCGAGAAGACAUUUUCCGUCUCAGUGUCCGACCCAGCCGCAGCAACGGCCAAGUCUCCAUUGGUGACAGUUCCUCCGGGAGAGGAGGUAAAGGUCCCCGUUAAGGUUCUACCGGCAGAGGCCCCGGGAGGAAAGACAGUCACUGUUACUUUCUCCGACGGGAGCGGAGACACUCGCCAAGCACAGCUGGACAUCACCUAUGUCAUGGCGGAAGCUGAAUAG
Molecule: messenger RNA, 1146 nt
Organism: Besnoitia besnoiti
Lineage: Eukaryota; Apicomplexa; Conoidasida; Eucoccidiorida; Sarcocystidae
Exons: 4
Coding region: 1-1146 (381 amino acids)
Source: RefSeq, a predicted model, not a curated record